ACCCCUCGAGUCUUCUCCUUACCCCCUCUCCCACAUGCCUCAAAGUUCUCUCCCGGUACUUCUGAGGCUUCUUUAUCUGUUCCUUCUACCGACAGUAACAGCUCGAGUCCGAUUUUGGCGAUCAAGCUUGCUCGUAAUGGCCAUCUUAUUGGUAUAAUUACGCGCUCAGUCCUAUAUGUUUAUCAAAACAGACCAUUCGUACCUGUUGCGAUAGCCCUACGCACACCGUCUUCUAUCCAAACAUACGGCGAAAAUGUGGAUAUCCUAAUCAGACCCGAUAGCCAGUUAUUUGUGGUCCAAACAUCGUCAGGCUACUUCCUCACCUACAACAUAACCCAGAAUCUCAAUAAUCGGGUCGGGAAGCUUAACUUUGAGACCACAAAUUCGCUCCCUCAUAUCUUGCCCGGUCCAGGUGAAGAUCAUGGUGCACUCGAGGAAAACAUUAGAUUUCGCAUGGUCAUCAAGGUUGACGCUGGAAUCGACUGUGCUAUCGCUCUCGAAGAUGAACUUCUGGUGCUCACGACCUCACCUCCCGCAGCUCAACUAAUUCGCUGGACUCCAGAUGCCAAGGGCGGUCCACAAACUCGAACGGAGUUACUUUCGCACAUGGAAUGGUUUCAAUACAGGGAGCGAAUUACAAACAUUGUCUAUGAGCGUGCAAUGGGUUUGUUCGGUUGGAUCAGCAGUAAUGGCAAAGGGUGGGCAGUAGUCAAGACUCCGACACUUACAAAUCCGACUUCGCAAUCCUCAUCGCACGACCAUAAUGGGCGACCGAAAUCAGCUGAUGACCGCGGUUUUGUUCGGAAAAUCGCCAUAAAUUCUCGAUUUAGUCUGAUUGGUGUUGGAACUACCGGUGGAUCUAUUUACUUGUACAACGUCAAAGACUACUCUGGUCACAUACCCUUGCUUCGCGAACUCAAGUCUCCAUUCCCCUCAUUCGGGACUGUUACAGUACUGACCUGGUCCCCCGAUGGCUAUUCUCUUUUUGCCGGAUACGAGCGUGGGUGGGCACUAUUUUCCGUCAACGGAAAGAUCCAGGGACAUUCGAUGCUUUCUGAAGACGGCAAAUUUCAGAAAGAACCGUGGCUGUCUGGGGCCAAAGAUGCGAUAUGGACGUCGAACGGAGGAGAGCUAAUAAUAGUUCCGUACAAUAGCGCUGAACUAUGGACAGUUGAGAUGGCUCGCUGGAGUCUCUGUAGCAACUAUAGUUCGGACAAUUUGACGCGAACACUUUUAUUCACAAACGAGAAACUAGUUCUUUACAGAGGUCAAGACCAGUCAGAUCUUACAACAAUAUCUCACGAAGCGAUUCUGUGGCAAGAAGUUGCGAUCCCCUAUACAUAUCUCUCUCAGUACUGGCCUAUUCAGCAGGCAUGCAUAUCCGGCGACGGCAGAUACAUUGCGAUUGCAGGAAAGAAGGGCUUGGGUCAUUAUAGCGUUUACUCUGGACGGUGGAAAUUUUUCGUGGAUGAGCGAAUGGAAAGCAAUUUUACAGCGCACGGAGGAAUGCUCUGGUUUGAAAAUGUUCUGAUCGUCUGUGUUACUACAGUACAUAGUACUCACGAGAUUCGAGCUUAUUCCCGAGAAAACGAAUUAGACGAUGCGCUAGUGCUCCACAGCCAGGCUGUCCCUUCUUCUAUCAUUCUGAUGACCCUCGUUGGCGACUCCUUGCUGGUCUACACGUAUACCAACACACUUUACCAAUUUGUCAUCAACUCCAACGCUUUCAGCUUCCGUCUUGAACUAGUCGGGCAGGUGUCAUUUACCGGAAUCGUGCACGCUCCCGCAAGAGUCCGAGCAAUAAACUGGAUCCUGCCUGACAAUCAACUCCGAAGCGGCAACCCGGUCAAUGAUAUCUCGCAAGCGACGAUUGUUUUUCUGAUUGAUGGAAAACUGGUGGUUCUCCACCCGAUGCAGCAAGGAGGAGAUUUGAAGUACGGCAUGAAGGUUUUGAUGCAAAAUAUAGAGUACUACACGAUCGCAACCAAGGGCCUUCUGAAGAACAGCAUUUGGGCCUUUGAUGGAACGGAUGUUGUUGUCUGGCUGGAGGAGAUGUUUAGCAACCCAAAGAGUGAUGCGAUUCCUGAUCCCAUCAGAAUUGAGGUUGACUUCUAUCCUCUCUCCUUCUUGUUGGACAAAGGCAUCAUUAUCGGAGUCGAGACAAAUCUGAUCCAUCGAAGGAACGUCUCGUUCACAUACUCUGCCAACACUACGAGAACACAUCUUUUCAUCCACCAGAUAUUGAGAUACUAUCUUGCGAACUCGCAAGAGUCAGAAGCUCUCACGAUUGCGAGAUCAUUCAAGCAUCUUCAGUACUUUGGACAUGCUCUCGAAAUGAUGCUCCAUGACGUUCUCGAUGAAGAAGCCGAUAAUCCUCCACCGCCAGAUCAAGCCCUCUUGCCCAGAGUCAUUCAUUUCUUACGAAACUUCCCCGAGAUGCUCGAUGUUCUUGUUGGUUGCACCAGAAAGACAGAAAUGGCGUCUUGGAACACUCUCUUUGAUAUCGUGGGAUCCCCCAAAGACCUGUUUGAACAAUGCAUGUCUUUGGGUCGUCUGAAAACUGCUGGCGGUUACCUUCUCAUUCUGCACUCCCUAGAGCAGCACGAAGACACAUCUUCAGACAUGAUAAGAUUAUUCUCAGCUGCAGUUGAAAAGGAGGACUGGGACUUGUGCAAAGAACUUGCACGGUUCUUAACCGCUUUAGACAACUCUGGGAAUACUCUACGGCAAGCGCUCAAGUCUAUAAAUCUAGCAGUCGGCAAUGGCGAGAAU
Molecule: messenger RNA, 2772 nt
Organism: Myxozyma melibiosi
Lineage: Eukaryota; Fungi; Ascomycota; Lipomycetes; Lipomycetales; Lipomycetaceae
Product: RIC1-domain-containing protein
Exons: 6
Biological process (GO): retrograde transport, endosome to Golgi; intracellular protein transport
Cellular component (GO): cytosol; Golgi membrane; Ric1-Rgp1 guanyl-nucleotide exchange factor complex
Molecular function (GO): protein binding
Source: RefSeq, a predicted model, not a curated record